Molecule: messenger RNA, 1122 nt
Organism: Closterium sp. NIES-65
Lineage: Eukaryota; Viridiplantae; Streptophyta; Zygnematophyceae; Desmidiales; Closteriaceae
Source: the annotation of a GenBank genome assembly
AUGGUUGCGCAGGCCGAUGCAUGUGGAGACCCAGAAGCAGUGGUGAUCGAAGCGCAGCACACAGCGGCCGCAGUCGUAGCAGUGCUUGGCGCGCACUGGUUGCUGCACUCGGCAGUACGGGCACCACCGCCGCGCACUGCUGGGAUUGAGAAGGGGCAGCAGCAACAAUCUUGCCCCUCCUUCCCUCCCUUCAACACCCCCUCCCUCCCCCUCUUCUCCCCCAUCACCCUUAUUUCCCACCCUCGCAGCACCCCACGCCCGUGCCCCACAGCAGCUACGUCCCUCCCACUCUCCCUCUGCAGCCUCCGCCCCUCUCUCUACGUCAUCGCACGGUGCAUCCGCCCCAUCACCACACCAGCGGCACCCCCUGUCCCCGCACCACCUGCACCCCACGUGCCCGCACCACCGGCAGCCGGGCAGGCAGGGGGCGAGCAGGGCCCCUGGGCCCUGCUCGCCCCCUGCCUGCCCGGCUGCCGGUGGUGCGGGCACGUGGGGUGCAGGUGGUGCGGGGACAGGGGGUGCCGCUGGUGUGGUGAUGGGGCGGAUGCACCGUGCGAUGACGUAGAGAGAGGGGCGGAGGCUGCAGAGGGAGAGUGGGAGGGACGUAGCUGCUGUGGGGCACGGGCGUGGGGUGCUGCGAGGGUGGGAAAUAAGGGUGAUGGGGGAGAAGAGGGGGAGGGAGGGGGUGUUGAAGGGAGGGAAGGAGGGGCAAGAUUGUUGCUGCUGCCCCUGCCAGCACAGCCAUCUCGACUCACAGCAGCGCAGUCAAAUUUCCUCGUCUCCCAAUUCAGGUCUCCCCACCACUCCCUCCCUCUCGCGCACACCACGUCAUCUCUCUCUUGCCUCCUGCGCUGCAUCUCUUGCAACCCCCCAUCUCUCUGCAAUAGCUUCCGACACUCUCUCCUGCCCAUGGUAGUGCCUACCUCAAGUUCCUCCCUCCACUCCCCCCCCCACCUUCUCAAUCCCAGCAGUGCGCGGCGGUGGUGCCCGUACUGCCGAGUGCAGCAACCAGUGCGCGCCAAGCACUGCUACGACUGCGGCCGCUGUGUGCUGCGCUUCGAUCACCACUGCUUCUGGGUCUCCACAUGCAUCGGCCUGCGCAACCAUGCGCGCUUCUGGUAA